AUGACUUAAAUUCAUACAAUCCUUAUCUUCAUUUGUUAUUUUGUUAUUACUUGUUAACCACAAACAAUCAAGUAAAAUCUUUAGGUUUACGAAAAUCAAUAUAUUUUGGAAAUCUAAAUAAGAAUUUAGACCAACCAAGAGUUCAAAUUAACAUUUUACAAUGGAUUAGUAUUUUUUCAUAUAAAAUAUUUAGACUCAUACUAACGAAGGAUAAAAUUGUUUAAACAAGGGUAAUUGUAAAUGUGAUAGCUAAACUUUUAGUAAUUUUCAUUGUUUUGAAGACUAAAACUCAUUUUUGAUCACAUUUACAAAGUUUCCAUAUUUUUAAGGAGAUAAUAUCCUAAAUAUAGAAGAAAUGACAAAUAAUUUGAUAGACUAACACACAAAGAAUACAGAUAACAAUCAUCAUUUAAGGGCUUUGGCUGUAUAGAAUAAAGAAAGUAAUUAGAUAGCCCCAUAAAGUGUAUCAUAUAAAGAUCAAGAUUUAAGCAGUUCAUUGUAAUUAGGUGAUUAUGAUUUAUAUCUAAAAUGGUAAAUUUAUAAUAAUGGUACUUUUGAUAUGGCUGUUGACUACAAUCAUUAAAACUGGAUUGGAUUAGGAUUUUGUCCAAAUGUAAGAAAAUUUUAAUAUAUUAGAUGAACAAUUGUGAUAUGAUCUUUAUAUCCAUAGCUAAUUAAACAGUUAUGAUUACUGAUAACUUUGCUAAAGGACAAGUUAAGCCUAUAAUCGAUAUUAGUAAUGACAUUUAGGUCAUAUCAUAUGCUAUAAAUUCAACAGGUUAUUCUGUAAGAUUUAAUCGAAAAUUAAACACAGGAGAUUCUAAUGAUGAGAUUCUAGUUCAAGGAAAGUAAUACUAAUUUUGUGUAGCAUGGUCAACUGAGAAUUCAAUGGAAGGACAUAAUAGACAAUAUACUUUUGAUAUCAAUUUUGAUAAUAAUAUUAUUGGUAAAGUAAGUUUAGAUAAUGGUAUGGAUACAUUAUAUGUUGUUCAUGCAGUUGUUUUAUUUAUAGCAUGGGGAAUCUUUGCAGAUAUUGGAAUAAUUAUAGGAAGAUUUUUUAAAUCUAUUAAUAGUUAUUUAUGGAUUCAUGCAAUAUGUUUUAUGAUUGUUGAUUUCUCUACAAUCAUUUUGGUUAUCUUAGUAUUAGUAAUUGGAAUAAAAGGUGGAAAUAUUGAAGAAGAUGGAACUUAAGCAGGUCAUAAUGCAAUUUCUAUUUUCCUUACAUUACUUGUCAUUGUAGAACAUAUUUUGGGAAUAAUAGUUAAACAUAAUUUAGAAUCUAAUGAUACAGUGAAUAGAUAAAGUGUAUAUAAAAUAAGAAAAGUACAUGUUAUUUUGGGAACUCUUAUGUUUUUGGCUGCCAAAAUAGAUAUAAUAUUGGGAUUCAUCAAACAUGAAUCUUCUCUAUUAUUAAUCUUAGCCAUAAUUUGGACAGCACUUUUAAUCCUGAUACGAGUAGGAUUAGAAAUAUAUAAAUCUAAAUAUCUAUCAAUUAAAUCUAAAAUUGUACCUCAUUAAUCAUAAAUACUCAACGAAAAUUAAUAAAAGUUAAUCAAACUUUUAGAAGGCAAUUAAUCGACCAAUUAAAUCAUUAAAGAAUUGCCUAAUAUAAAAUGGGUAAUGUUAGAUUAAGAUAUUUAUGAUUUAACAGAUUAUCAGCAUCCAGCAGGUAACUUUUUAAUUUCAAAUGUAAAUGGAAAGGAAAUUAGUCGUUAUUUUUAUGGUGCUUUUGGUCUAGAAUCUACUCAAGUGAAAUCAUAUAAUCAUAGCUAAGUUGCCUAUAAAUCUUUAUAAAGUAGGUACAUAGGGAGAUUACAACCAAAAAAUGUAACUCAUUAAAAUCCUGGAUCACCAUGGGAACUAAAUGAUUUCAUUAAAUUAUCAAAUAACAUAGCCUAAUUUGAUUUUACAAAUAAAGAUUUCACUAUUAAUCUCAAUUAAAAUUUGUAGGAUCUUGGAUAACAUUUUAGUAUUUCUCUUACUGAAGUUGGUGGCAAAAUUAGAAUGUAUACUAAGGUAUUAUGUAUGGCCAGUCCAUAUCAGUAAUUCAGAAAUCAAGUUAUCGAUUACUGUGAAGACAAAACAUCAGAAAAACCUGUUCUUUAGUAUUAAUAGACUAACACUAUUCCAUUAAUAGUAAAAAAAUACAAUUAUAAGAAUGCUUUAUCUGCUAAGAUAUUUGAUCACAAAGGAUAAUUUUGGAUCUAAGGUCCUUUUGGCAGAGGUUUAGAACUUUAAAGCAAAUCUAAAUGUAUUGCUUUUGUAGGUGGAACUGGAAUUCUACCUUUUUUAGAUUUAUUAGAUUUUUUAUUAAUGAAAUCUUAUCAUUUAACUAAUCCUACAAAAUAAGAAUAAAUAUCAUCAUUUUUUCCUUAAGUUAAUUAAUUGGAUAAUGAAUUUGAAUUUAUAUUAUUGGCAUCUUUCUAAAAUGAAGAAGAAUUUAUUGGAAAAGAAUGGAUCAGAAAAUUAUAUUAAAUAAAUAAGGAUAAUAAAUUAAAAUUAUUUGAUAUGAAAAUAAGAUAUUCUGAUGGCUAAUUAGAUUAAACUAUACCAGCAUUUCAUAAUAGAUUUACUGAAGAAUUUGUGAAAUCUUUGUUAGUAGACUUUAAUAAGAAUAUCUUUAUAUGUGGACCACCAAAUAUGAUUAGUUCAUUAACAUAGAUCAUUUCUCAAACUAAUCAAGAUUAAUAAAAAGUAGUAAUUGUUUGA
Messenger RNA from Paramecium pentaurelia, 2709 nucleotides. Lineage: Eukaryota; Ciliophora; Oligohymenophorea; Peniculida; Parameciidae. The record is from the annotation of a GenBank genome assembly.